Messenger RNA from Cinara cedri, 372 nucleotides. Lineage: Eukaryota; Metazoa; Arthropoda; Insecta; Hemiptera; Aphididae. The record is from the annotation of a GenBank genome assembly.
AUGACACACUUCUUCAAUGUCAAAUGGAAUGAAAUGUCCACCAAACUAAAUGAAAUAAAGAACUACGUUCAGCCGUUUAUAAUUCCCGUUAACACUCUGAGGAAAUACAAGACUUCCAUCAACCGUCUCAGAAUAGGCUACACUCACCUCACCUACUCUCAUUUAAUGAAAAAUAAAGACCCUUCUAUUUGUUCAUGCUGUGGGGUCUCCUUCACAGUUAAACAUGUUUUAACCGAAUGCAGAAUCUACGACAGGGAAAGAGAACGAUUCCAGAUCUCCGAUCACCUUGUCGAAGUACUCAACCCCGAACCAAUCAACGUUUUCAAGCUAAUACGCUUUCUUUCACAAACCAACCUAUUAAAUAAAUUAUAA